Messenger RNA from Octopus sinensis (East Asian common octopus), 3894 nucleotides. RefSeq names its product transformer-2 protein homolog alpha. The transcript is spliced from 10 exons. Gene Ontology annotation, molecular function: RNA binding. Gene Ontology annotation, biological process: positive regulation of mRNA splicing, via spliceosome. NCBI's taxonomy places the organism in Eukaryota, Metazoa, Mollusca, Cephalopoda, Octopoda, Octopodidae. The coding region runs from base 408 to 1322 and encodes 304 amino acids. Gene Ontology annotation, cellular component: spliceosomal complex. The record is from RefSeq and is a predicted model, not a curated record.
AUAUUGUAAAUGUGACGUGUAUAUGUGAGGAGCGGGAAGAGGGAUUAAAGAAGUGAGAGAGAUUCUAGAAAAAAAAAACCAACCCAAAACGAGGUGAAAGAAGGAGGAGUUUUAAUGAGUGAGUGAAGGUAAGAGGUAAGACAGUGAGGGAACAGGAUUAUUCUACGCCAUAUUUUCUCUCUCUACACACAUGCUCUCGUAUGGUUGUAGUUGAGAUUCUUUUCUGACUCUACGCAUUUAGAGAAGAAAAAAAAAAACAACAAACUUAUCCGUCACCUCAGCUCGUUAUUAGAGCGUUGGGGAAAGUUUCUGCUUUUUUUUUCUACUUUGCGCAUUAGUAGCAGAGUAAUUUUUAUUUGAAUAUAGUUUUACAUCUUAUCAACAUUAAGCAAAAGUAAAAAACAAAAAUGAGUGACAAGGAAAACGAGAGGAGCCGUUCAGCCUCCAGAGAAUCAAAAAUAUCUGAAAAAUCUCACCAAUCUGGUUCUCAUAAGUCGGAAGCCUCUCGCUCCUAUUCAAGGUCUCCAACUCCAAAAUCUGCUCGUUCUCAGAGAUCUGCCUCCCGAUCUCGUUCUCGAUCAAGAUCCCAGUCACGUUCACCAUCUCGUUCCAGAUCUAGAUCAAGAUCUCGAUCAAAGCAUAGACAUAGGAGAUCAUACAGCAGAUCAAGAUCAAGAAGUCGAAGCAGACGGUACUGUUCUCGUUCUCGGUCACGAACUCCUUACUCACAGAGACGUAGAUACUCAAGAAGCAGGAGUCGUUCUUACAGUCGUGGACGCUACUCCCCCUACUAUUACAGAGAUGGAUACAAUGACAGAAGACGUGGUUAUUAUCGCACCCAUUGCAGAUCUCCAAUGUCUAGUCGUCGCAGGCUUGGUGGGAGCCGAGUAAGUGAGGACAACCCUGAGCCUUCACGGUGUCUCGGUGUUUUUGGUCUCAGUUUGUAUACACAAGAAAGAGAUCUCAGAGAGGUUUUUACUCGAUAUGGUCCAGUCGAAGAUGUCCAGGUUGUCUAUGACAGACAGUCUGGCAGAUCACGAGGCUUUGCCUUUGUGUAUUUUAGAGCCACACACAAUGCCAUGGAGGCGAAAGAUAGGUGCAACGGAAUAGAAGUUGAUGGUCGAAGAAUUAGAGUUGACUAUUCCAUUACAGAAAGAGCUCAUACUCCAACACCUGGUAUUUACUUAGGGAAACCAACUUCAGAAGGCAGAGGUAAACGUUCUCCAUCUCCUUACUAUCGACGCAGUGGAAGUCGUUACUCUAGGUCCCGUUCCAGAUCAUUUUCUCCCCGUUAUGAAGAAAGAAAUGAAAUGGGCUGGUGAAGAAAGAACUCUGAAAUCAGGGGAUUGAACGUGAAGAAAGAAUGAACUGAGAAGAAAAAUCUGAAUAGGCUGAAUGAAAAUCAUGGAAGCUAAGAAAAAUGAGAAAAAUAAUUUAUAAAAUAAUAAAAAAAAUUUGAAGAUAAUGAGUUGGUGAAUUAAGAAGUGGGAAUGAGAAAAUGGGUUUGAUAUGCCAAGAUAGAAGUCUUUAGCUGUGUAAAGAAGCCAGAAGAUCGCUUGGAAUCGAGCAGAUGGGUAACAUUUUUAUUCCAAUUUUGAUUUAGCUGACUGCUGACUAUUUUAGACUGAACUGACAUAGGAUAUUCUUGCUUGUCUUGUUUUGUUAAAACACAAGUUGCUAAUUUCUAAAUUUAGGCUUUUAAACUUUAUAAUGUUAUAUCACCUUCAUUUUAUAAAAAAAGUUUCUGGGGUCUUUAUCAGAUGUAAGUUACAUUGAGGUGUGGUGGUACCAUUUCUGUAAAUUUAAAAACAUUCCCAUUCUUUUAACUUAUCAGUUCUUAAUUCAAAUAUUAUAGAUAUGGGCACUUUUUCUUUUUUUUUUUUUACUCUUUUCAAGUUCACUGAAAUUUUGUCUUUUUUCUUAACUUCAUAGUUCUUUUAAGCUGAGAAAACCUGUGGUUUUGCUGUUUAGCAAGACUGUGUAAUACUUUCUGGUUUUAAUAAACUUAUUAAAAGGAUCUGGUGGUUAUUAUUCACACCAAUUUGACAUUGACACUUGCAAAAUUAGAUUGGCCAAAUUGGAAACAGUUGAUCUAUUAGUAUUCCCUGCUCUAGUAAAAUUUCGACUGGAUCCUUAGUUGAGAAGAGAAAACGUUAGGUUCUGUAGGUUUUGUUCUUUGCGUAUGGAUUUACCUCCCAUUACAGAGAAUUAUAGUGGAAAUGGGUGUGUGCCUUACAUGAAAUGGAAUAUAAUAGAUGAGUGAACUUGGCAAUAUUGCUUGAAAUGAAAGUGAUGCAUCUUAAGGUGAAAACUUUCUUACUAUAAUAGCACUGAAACUUCAAUUUUUUUUUUUUUUUAAUUUCUGCUUUUAUAUGGUUACUUGUUUGCUUGUUUAGGGCAAGACUUGUUUUCUUUUCAUAAUUUGUCAAACAUUAUACGUUAAAGAUAAAGAUAAUAACCAUCUAAAAUUAAGGUAAUUUGUUGCCUUAUAUUUAGUCAUUUCUUCAUUACAAAAGACAAGAUCUAACUUUAGAUUUGAGCACAUUACAUUUUCUAUUUCAAUCUAAAAUUUUACUCCCACAAUAACUUCAGCUCAAAAUUUAACUCAGUAAGAGCCAAGACAAUUUUUUUUUAUCACAUUCGAAUUAUAUUGCCUGUGAUCUUUUUGCAGCAGCAAGUAUGAAACUUAAUGAUGAAGAACUAUUUGUUAACGAAGACCCAUCACUAUUGUUGCCACUCCUUAGAGCUGUCUUUCUCCUUGUGAACAGAACAUCACCUCAUUACAUUACAUAUCACGACACUUUGGAUACAAAGCUGACUGUUAUGUUAAGAAUGAAGGAGAUGGCAGUACUUAAUUUACAUACUCUAAUGAAGCUUAUCAAAGAAGUACAUAAAUUUUUGAAUGGGGCAAAUUCUACAUAGAAGUGAAAAUUGGUCAGUAUAAAUAUGAAAUUUCUGUUUAGUGUAUAUAUAUACAUAGACAUAUAUAUAUACCCAGUUCUUUGAUUAACUCUAAAUCUUGGCAAUCUAGACAUAAAAUAGGUUGUUUGCUGAAUGUUGACUUGACUCAACUAAAUUUGAGAUUGAUAGUUGAUAUUUAUAAUCUUGAGUUACACUAAUCUGCUGGAAACUUGCUUUGAAUUGGAUUUGUUAGAAGCAAUGUCUUUUAACUUGGAGGUUCAUACUUCAAACACCUCCGCUAGAAAGCUUACCAUAAAAUACUGAAGUUGGCUGAAAAGUUUAAAUUGAAAUUACUGUCCUGCUGAAUAUUUCUCAAAUGGAAAAUGUACAAUGUCAUUGAAGAUGAUUUGGCUUUGAUAGGAAAAUCUGUUUGAAAAUUAACAAUCAAAUUUAAGAAAGAAGGUAAGUAGUGGUGUUUCUCUGCAUCAUGCAGUGUAUACUAUAGCGGUCAUUUUGGAUUCUAAGUUACAACAGUUAUUUAUAAAUUAAUGUUGUAAGCUCAAGUAUUCAGUAACCAUAUAUUAGACACAGCUUUGUAAGCUUUAUUAUAAGUUGAAAUGUUCUGUAUUGUGUGUGAAGUUUCAAAUGGCCUAAAGUGAUUUGUUGUCAAAUCUUUCAAUUGUAUGUGCAAAUAGAAUUUAUUUCCAUUGAUUGCUUAAUGUUUUAAAGAACAGUUAUACUUUCUUUACACACAUUUUCAUAUGAAAGUAAGCCACCAUUUGUCAACUUAAUAGUAAUAUUUUAAGCAAUGUUGCUACUUGUUAAGCACUAGCAAAUCUUGGGGAUGUUGACACUGAUUUAUUCCCUUGCUGUUCAGGCUUGAUGAACACUUGAAGCACUGGAGGUAAUAAAGGUAAUGGUCUUUUAGUGUUUCUUCGUUUCAGCUAAUUGCUGUAUUAUGGCAGAAAUAAAAAGGUUCUUCUUUUUUUUAAA